This is a messenger RNA of Corvus hawaiiensis (hawaiian crow), 2466 nucleotides long. RefSeq names its product Scm polycomb group protein homolog 1 (gene SCMH1). Gene Ontology annotation, biological process: regulation of DNA-templated transcription. The transcript is spliced from 16 exons. Lineage: Eukaryota; Metazoa; Chordata; Aves; Passeriformes; Corvidae. Bases 255 to 2339 code for a protein of 694 amino acids. Gene Ontology annotation, molecular function: protein binding. The record is from RefSeq and is a predicted model, not a curated record. Gene Ontology annotation, cellular component: nucleus.
CCCUCCCCGCCUCCCUGCGCAGCGCGAACAUGGCGGCGGCGGCAGCGGCGAGGGACUGAGCAGCGCCAGCGCUCGGCGGCCGCGCAGGUUUUGCUAUGCCGCAGUGUUUGUACUGACUCUGCUGUCUUGUAGGAGUGAUGGGGAACUAGAGCCCAUGACAGUUCAGUGGAGCCCUUGGCACUUUUGAUAUCUCGACAUCUUCAGUUCUGUAAGAGCAACCCAGUCCCAGGAUAAGGACAGCAGCAGGUGGUAGAAUGCGGAAACCAGGCCCUCAGAAAGCCAUAGACUGGAAAGAUGGUAAAAAGCACAAGUACAGCCGCCCGUCAGAGUCUCCCUCCCAGUACCAAGGUCACUUCACCUGGGAGAAAUACCUGAAAGAGACAUGUGCCAUCCCAGCUCCUGCCCAUUGUUUCAAGCAGUCCUACACUCCACCUGCAAACGAGUUCAAGAUCAGUAUGAAACUGGAGGCCCAGGACCCCCGGAACACCACGUCCACGUGCAUCGCCACCGUGGUGGGGCUGACGGGCGCCCGCCUGCGCCUGCGCCUCGAUGGCAGCGACAACAAGAACGACUUCUGGAGGCUGGUGGACUCUGCUGAGAUCCAGCCCAUUGGGAACUGUGAGAAGAAUGGAGGGAUGCUGCAGCCUCCACUGGGCUUCCGGCUGAAUGCCUCCUCCUGGCCCAUGUUCCUUCUGAAGACUCUGAAUGGAGCAGAGAUGGCUCCAGUCCGGAUUUUUCACAAGGAACCACCAUCUCCUUCCCAAAACUUCUUCAAGACAGGUAUGAAGCUGGAGGCAGUGGACAGGAAGAACCCUCACUUCAUCUGCCCGGCCACCAUUGGGGAGGUGAGAGGUUCUGAGGUCCUCAUAACAUUUGAUGGCUGGAGAGGUGCCUUCGAUUACUGGUGCCGAUAUGAUUCCCGGGACAUCUUUCCCGUAGGCUGGUGUUCGCUGACUGGAGAUAAUCUGCAGCCCCCUGGUACAAAAGUUGUGAUUCCAAAGAGCCCUUUACCUGCCUCCGAAGUAAACUCGGAGAAACCUAGCAUGCACAGUAGCACAAAGACUGUUUUGGGGCAUCAACAAGGGCAAAGGCGUCGCAAAACAGGGAAGAAGCGUGGUCGAACGACCAAAGCGCUAAUCCACCACCCCAUGCCUACACCCUCCAAGUCAGUGGAGCCUUUGAAAUUCCCCAGAAAGAGAGGCCCCAAGCCUGGCAGUAAGAGGAAACCUAGGACAUUGCUGAACCCAGCACCCACCUCUCCAACAACCAGUACCCCAGAGCCAGACACAAGCACUGUGCCCCAGGACGCUGCUACAAUCCCCAGCUCUGCCAUGCAGGCUCCCACAGUUUGCAUUUACUUGAACAAGAACGGCAGCACUGGGCCCCACCUAGACAAGAAGAAAGUUCAGCAGCUGCCAGACCAUUUUGGACCAGCUCGAGCUUCUGUUGUCCUGCAGCAAGCAGUACAGGCCUGCAUUGAUUGCGCUUAUCAUCAGAAAACAGUCUUCUCCUUCUUAAAACAAGGCCACGGGGGAGAGGUCAUCUCAGCUGUGUUUGAUCGGGAACAGCACACUCUGAACCUGCCAGCAGUAAACAGUAUCACCUACGUCCUCCGCUUCCUGGAGAAGCUCUGCCACAAUCUGCGCAGUGACAACCUCUUUGGGAACCAGCCUUUCACUCAGAACAGCCACAUGCAGCGCUCACACGAGUACGACCACGACAGGUAUCUACCAGACAGAAGCAGUUCGUUAGACGGCUCUCUGCAGGGACCAGGCCGGGGUACAAAGCGCUAUUCCCAAGAUUCCCCUCCAUACAGUGCUCCUCUCUCCCCCAAGUUACCAAAGAAUGACCAUCACCCUUUGGAAGGUGAAACCUUUGUCCUGGGAGAUGGCCUCCCAGGGCCCUUGGAGCCUCGCCUGGACCCCAUGGACUCUGCCUUGAACUCUGUCAAUUCAUCCAGCCACAGCAGGAGUUCCAGAGACUAUCGCCUGCCAGGAUACAGGCACCUGCACCAGCCCUCUAGCCUCAGCCAGGGCAGCACCUCUGCCCUGCGCAGGCUUAGCUCUGGGGGGUCGGACAGGUACCUCGGCUCCCGGGACGUCUCCCGGCUCAGCAGCCGCGACCCCUCGUCCUGGACGGUGGAGGAGGUGAUGCAGUUCAUCCGCGAGUCGGACCCACAGCUGGGCCCCCACGCUGACCUCUUCCGAAAACACGAGAUCGACGGGAAAGCCCUGCUCUUGCUGCGGAGUGACAUGAUGAUGAAGUACAUGGGGCUGAAGCUGGGGCCAGCCCUGAAGCUCACUUACCACAUCGACAAGCUGAAGCAAGGCAAGUUCUGAGAGGACUCCUGGCAGGAUGGAUCCUGGAAGCUCCGCUCCCGGCCGUCCCCACCCGCGCUCACCUGCCGACAGGUUCGCAUGCACACACCCCUUUCCGCCGCAGACGGACACUCCCGACGCCCGGCCG